This is a messenger RNA of Leucoraja erinaceus (little skate), 2462 nucleotides long. It is a transcript of the gene pros1, whose product is annotated as protein S. Gene Ontology annotation, molecular function: calcium ion binding. Gene Ontology annotation, cellular component: extracellular region. The transcript has 15 exons. The coding region runs from base 209 to 2215 and encodes 668 amino acids. Lineage: Eukaryota; Metazoa; Chordata; Chondrichthyes; Rajiformes; Rajidae. The record is from RefSeq and is a predicted model, not a curated record.
GGAGGCAUUGGAGUUUACAGGUGCAAACACACACAUGCAGGCGCUGCAUUGCUCUGUGUGUGUGUGUGUGUGUGUGAGUGUGUGUGUGUGAGUGUGCAGAGAGCGGCUCUCCUCCCUCCUCCUCCCCCAUAUCUCCGCUCCUCCCACCGCGCAGUCACAGCUCUGAUCCAGGGUCAUCCGUGCGCCGGCUGCAGCCGUCCCUCUCGCUAUGGCCGGGCCACUACUCGCGGGGGUCGCCUGCCUCCUCGUCCUGUCCGGGGCCACGUCCUUCCUGACACACCAACGAGCCGCGCAAUUUCUCAUCAGACAACGGCGAGCAAAUGUCAUGUUCGAGGAACGCAAACAGGGCAGCCUGGAGCGGGAAUGCAUCGAGGAAUUUUGCGACAAGGAGGAAGCGAGGGAAGUGUUUGAGAACAACCUGGAAACGGAGUACUUUUACCCCAGGUACCUCGACUGCCUCAGCCGCCACCGGUUCCGCACUCCGAGCAUGGUCUUCCCCCCUAGACGGCCCUCUGGCAUCCUGCAGAACUGCAUUAAAGAAAUUCCAGACCAGUGCUCCAACUCACCGUGUUAUCGUCAAGGAUCUGUCCGGUGCAUAGACAAGACGGCUGCCUUCCAAUGUAUCUGUAAAGAAGGCUGGCAGGGAGAGAGGUGCAACGAAGAUAUUGAUGAGUGCGGGCUGGAGGAGAGAGUGUGUUCCCACUCCUGCCAUAACCUGCCCGGGAGUUACCGCUGCUUCUGCCAGGAUGGCUUCAGCAUGUACUCAGACAAGAAGACCUGCAUUGAUCGGAACGAAUGUUUACGGAACCAGCACAUUUGUGGGAAAGCUUCUUGCAUCAACGUGCCGGGAAGCUACGAGUGUGAAUGCAACAAAGGUUUCAGGUUUAAUUUCACCCAGAAGGAGUGCGAGGAUAUCGAUGAAUGUGCAGAGGACACAUGUACACACAAGUGUUUGAAUUAUCCCGGCAGCUUCACCUGCUUCUGUGACGGCAAGAAAGGGGAGAAGUUGUCAGCGGAUGGACGGAGUUGUGAGGCAAUCCCCACCUGCGUCGCCCUCCAGAUGGUGAGGAGUCCAGACAUGCUUGGCAUGGGAGAGCUCUUCGCUGGGAUCCCGGUGGUCUACUUCCGGUUCAAUAUUCCCUCCGACAGCAGGUUUACAGCAGAAUUUGACUUCAGAACGUUCGACUCUGAGGGGGUUAUAUUCUACGCCGAGACCCAGGAGAACUCCGCCUUUUUCCUGUUUGCUGUCCGAAACGGAAGGAUUGAGGUUCAGUUCAAGAAUGACCACAUCCACAGGGUGAAGAUCAGCGGGGGCCCCGGGAUCAAUGACGGCAACUGGCAUACGAUCUCGGUGGAGGAGAGUGAGAGCAGCGUUGUUGUGAAGGUCGCCCACGAGGCAGUGAUCAAAAUCAACAGUCCGGGCCGCAUCUUUCCACAUAACACGACAACAGAGAUGAAGAUAUCGAUCGCUGGUUUGCCCAGACAAGUCCAUCCCAUCACUCCAUAUAUAAACCCUCGGCUGGAUGGCUGCAUGUGGAAGUGGAAUUGGAUGGACCAGGGAUCGGCCGGAAUCCAGGAGGUCGUUCAGAGCAUAAAAACCAAACAGUGCAUUCUGAACGUGGAGAGGGGUUCCUACUUCCCGGGAAGGGGAUAUGCAUCGUUUCCGUUCAACUACAGUGCAAUAGAAAAUAGCAGCAGCGGCUGGAAGGUUGAGGUGAAACUUCGCCUGCGUCCGUCAAAGAACACGGGCGUGCUAUUCGCAUUAGUCAGUGGAAGCACGGUCCCCCUGUCGCUCUCAAUAGCUGACGCCUACUGCCCAGGGAGCAAGCAGCAUUUAAUUCUGGCCGUGGACAACGAGGUUGUGUCCAGAACCAAGAGCCUGGAUCUAUGUGAUGGUGAGCACCACACAAUCCAUCUCGCCAUUACAGCCCAGGACAUCAUGUUGGAAGUGGAUCAGACUGUUAACGGGAGCAUCGGGGACAGCUCGGAGCUGAGGAAGCAACUGGGCAUCCUGGAGGAGGCUUUGAGUGCUCCAGUCAACACCACACUGGGGGGAAUACCAGAGGUUCCAGUCACCGCUACCCCUGUCACAGCCUCCUUUACGGGAUGUCUUCAAACAGAGAUUAAUGAGAAGCAAAUUGACCUUGAUGAGGCUGCUGAAAAGAACAAUGAAAUCCAGUCCCAUUCAUGCCCAGUGGUACAGCCAGAGACUUAGUCUGUCAGACACUGUCACUGUAGUAAAUAUUCAUAACGCUGCUUGCUGCUCACUGUCCACAUGGAGAUUGUUUCAAAGCUCACAUGAAGUGUACAUCAUAAAAACCUUCUCGAAUGUGUAGAAUUUAACUUAAGUGCAACGGCAACUAAAAUAUCACUAUAGAGGAAGGAACUGUAUAUUCUAAGACUUUAUAAGAACUGUUUAUCACUAGUUGCUUUUGAUUAAACUAAAACCCUAUUGAACUGUG